AUGGCGUCACGGAUUGGCCCGCGCACCGUCAAGGACGCUACGAGAUUCACCUCGACGAUUCCUCACGCCACAUCCAAGACGGCCACCUCAGCAACAUCACCCUCCAUCGCCGCCUCGACGCCACGACCCUCCCGAGUUCCCGGCGAGACACCCGAGCAGCGCGUCAAGCGGCUACGCCUCGCGCACCUCGCCGCGCAAAAGGCCCAGGUCAGCCAGACGGACCGCCUCAUCGAUGCGUCCCGGCGCUUCCUCGACGUGGCCCACCGAUGGACCGUAGGCGGCAUCGUCGUCUUUACUGCCGUGGCCGGCGUCAUCAGCGUAUACUCGGUAUGGGACAUGCUUCGAUACAACCGCGCUCGACGCGCCGAGUGGGUCGAAGCCCAGAAGAAGCUCGAGUCGGACGAGCUCGCCAGCGCGCGCCUGGCGUACCUCAAGGGGGCCGCGACCGAGGAGCAGAUUGCGCUCGUCGAGGCAGCCAACCGCGAGGCCGAGGAGAAAGGCAUCCGCCUGCCGCCGCUCAUCGCGCCGCCUGAGCACCGCACGCACUUUGAGGAACACCUCAAGCCCACUCUUCAGGGCGACGACAAGGCUGCCCCCGACGCCACCGGAAAGGGCGUGCUGGGCAUCUUUUCCGGCCUGUUUGGCGGCGCGAGCAAGGAGGCACCGGCCGCCGCGCCACCCAGCCAGCCUGUCCAGGCUGUCGAGUCCGCAGCGCAGAGCGUGUGGGACCGGGAACUGGAGAAUCAGCGCAAAGGCGGCAGCCUGGAUCAGCUUGGUCUCGCCGGGGCCUCUGGUGAACAGGGUGCCAAGAAGGGUUGGUGGCCCUGGUAG
Messenger RNA from Cordyceps militaris CM01, 831 nucleotides. RefSeq lists its product as uncharacterized. The coding region runs from base 1 to 831 and encodes 276 amino acids. The record is from RefSeq and is a predicted model, not a curated record. The transcript is spliced from 2 exons. NCBI's taxonomy places the organism in Eukaryota, Fungi, Ascomycota, Sordariomycetes, Hypocreales, Cordycipitaceae.